This is a messenger RNA of Acyrthosiphon pisum (pea aphid), 905 nucleotides long. It is a transcript of the gene Taf11, whose product is annotated as TATA-box binding protein associated factor 11. The record is from RefSeq and is a predicted model, not a curated record. Gene Ontology annotation, cellular component: transcription factor TFIID complex; nucleus. Gene Ontology annotation, molecular function: protein heterodimerization activity; RNA polymerase II general transcription initiation factor activity. The transcript is spliced from 4 exons. Lineage: Eukaryota; Metazoa; Arthropoda; Insecta; Hemiptera; Aphididae. The coding region runs from base 185 to 697 and encodes 170 amino acids. Gene Ontology annotation, biological process: RNA polymerase II preinitiation complex assembly; transcription initiation at RNA polymerase II promoter.
AAAUAAAAUAUUAAAAUAUAUUAAUAAUGUUUGUUAUUUGAUAGUAACUUAAUGGUUAACAACUUUCUGACUUUAUAAAUAAUUGUAUAAGUAUUUAGAAUUAGAAUUUUAGACCGUAUUUAACACUAGUUACUAAACAAAACUGUAAAAGUUCAAUCUUGUUAAUAAUUAUAACUCAUAAGAAAUGGAAAAUAUUAUGUUCAAUAAGGAUCAAGAAAUGGAGUCUUCUGGUUAUAAAGACUACUCACAAGAAGAUUUGUUUUUAGUUCCAGAACCAAAACGGUCUAACGAUCAACAUAAUUCUUCCGAUCCAUUUGGAAAAAAAAAGAAGGAUAAAAGUAAAAAACAAAUUGAAGCAGAAGAAAGAGAAAAAAUGAGAGUUCUUGUAUCCAACUUCACUGAAGAACAAUUGGAUAGAUAUGAAAUGUUUAGAAGAUCGGUGUUUCCUAAAGCAGCAAUUAAAAGGAUCGUACAAACCAUUACUGGAAAUUCUGUAUCUCAAAAUGUUGUAAUUGCCAUGUCGGGUAUUGCAAAAGUUUUUAUUGGUGAAAUAGUUGAGGAAGCUCUUGACAUAAUGGAAGCUCAAGAAGAUUCAGGACCAUUACAUCCUAAACACUUAAGGGAAGCUGUAAGGCGGCUUAGAAAAACUGGAGCUAUUCCAUCUUCCAAAGGUAGAAAACUACCUUUUUACAUUUAGAUACCUAAAAUAAAUUUAAACUUAUUUGUUCAACAAUUUAUAAUUAUUUUUAAAAUUUAGCAACUAAUGUACAUUUUUAUUGUAUAUAUCUGACAUUUAUAGUAAUUAUUUGUAAAGCAUCUAAUUAUAUUGAUAAAUAACAAAAAAUCAAUUUAUUUAUGACAUUUAUGUUCUUAUUUAAAUCUCAAACAUCAAAAAAUGUGUUAAA